Messenger RNA from Drosophila willistoni, 2907 nucleotides. Its product is annotated as pleckstrin homology domain-containing family G member 4B. Gene Ontology annotation, biological process: axon guidance. Gene Ontology annotation, cellular component: cytoplasm. The transcript has 8 exons. The record is from RefSeq and is a predicted model, not a curated record. Bases 597 to 2624 code for a protein of 675 amino acids. NCBI's taxonomy places the organism in Eukaryota, Metazoa, Arthropoda, Insecta, Diptera, Drosophilidae. Gene Ontology annotation, molecular function: guanyl-nucleotide exchange factor activity.
CAAGAUCGGUGAAAAAUCCAACCACAAAUUUCCCAUAUACAUAUGUACACAUAAUAUUCAAAUAUUAAGCAUACGCAGUGUGUGUUAGUGCAAGAUCAUUUAUCUCGAUGAGCUGCCGCGUGACUAUUUGCCGCAAUUGAAGUUUUUAAAGCAAAAUCAAAAUUUAAUCGAACUGUAGUUAAUAUACCAAAUUGCCAAAAAGAAACAGAAACAACAACAAAAAACGACGCAGAGCGCAGCUGUUGACGCCAACACAUGAAAUGUAGAUAUAUAUAUAUAUACGAGAAUACGUGUUUCGAAAAAAACAACAAAUAAAUAUAUGUAUACACACAAAGAGUUGGGGUAGACAACAAAACUCACCAUAAAUGCUUAAACUAAACUGGAACUUUAAGGCAUUAAAAUAGCAAUAAAAACAAAACCAAAAAAUGUUCAACUAACUUGAGGAGAGACGCGAUAAAGAGAAGCAAAUAUUGAGAGAGAGAGAGAGAGCAAAACAAAUAGAAACAAGUGUAAUUGGAAGUGCUAAAGAUAACGCUUAUCAGCUGAGUUCUCCACUCCUACGCUCAAUUGAAAACAAAACUCACCACAGCCCCAAAAUGGCCGACGAAGAUCUCAGCCCGUUGCCAUUUCGUCGCGAACGCAAUUUGAGUAACCGUAAUUUCAAUAAGCGCACUUCACGUCGACGCAUUAGUAAGCCGACGGAGGAACGUCAUAGUAGCACCGCCGCCUCGAACGAUAACAGCACGUCUUCCAGUUCAUCAAGUUCGUUUCAGUUGUCCAUAUCGAUAAAUUCCGAUACGGAGAGCGCUUUCAAUCGACGCUCUUUACUGAAAAUGCGCAAUCCAGAGGACAAGGAUGGGGAGGAAGUGGAAUUGCCAGCAACACCAACCACACCAGAUCCUGCACUCUUGGAUGUGCGACAGAAAGUGCAACGUUUCGAGACUCUUAAGACAACCAUCAAGUUUAUGCGACAAGAGAGAAAUAGUCUAAAAUUGCUCGAGAAUCGUCGUUAUCCAUCGUUUGAAGAGCAUGAGGUGGAACAUGAACAUGCCACACCACCGCCAGCGUCUCCAAGACGCAUAGCUCUGCCAGGAUUGCACCAGAGACUUAGCACCAAUCGUAGUAGUUCCAUACAAAGCAAUACACCAACCACGAGUAGCAUUAGUGAGGUACGUUCCGAGGAUGAAGUGGAUCAGAUAUCGGAUUUUGAAACCGAUCCAAAUGUCACUGUGGAUUAUGUGUUAAGUGAAAGCCAAUCGGAAGUUUUGCAUACUGCAACUGAACCACAGGAAUCACAGCAACAACAACAACAACAAGUGCUGCGUUCCAUAAGUGCCGAUCAAUCGGGAGAUAAGACUCUGUCUUUAAAAUUGCGACACGACAAGGAUUUCCCAAGAAACUAUCGCACCACACCGAGAAGAAAGACUGAAAUUAUUGGUACCACAAAUCAGCCCUUGGUGGGUAAAUUUCAUUCUGUCUAUCAGCCCAAGGAUGAUGAAGAGGAAGUGGAAAUCGAAUUGCGUGAUAAAAGCGACAAAUGUGUCCAUCCCAUUUUGGAGGAGUUGAUCAAAACCGAAGAGGCCUAUGUUAAUAAUCUCUUUACCGGCUUAGAAAACUAUGGCAAUAUAUUUCAACGCAAAGAUUUACCAUUGGGUUUACGGGGCAAGAAAUAUGAUCUAUUUGGUAAUAUUGAGGCAAUUGCUGAAUUUCAUCGUGAUGAGUUUUUACCCAUGUUGCAUAGAAAUCGUCGUGAUCUGAAACGUUUGUUUGAUGAAUUUUUGCAAUUUGUUGAUCAAAACUGUUUCUAUGGUUAUGUGAUCUUUACCAUGAACAAACAAAAGUCCCUUAAACUUUGUGAUCUAUAUAAAAAUUACUUUACAAGUAUACGAUUGGAACGUGAUGAUAAGCUGGGUAUCAAUAGUUUUCUAGUUCAACCUAUACAGCGUAUGGCGCGGUAUCCCUUGCUAUUAACACAAUUCAUCUCUACCUUCUUUAAAAAUCGUGAUAUUGUUAUGAAACCAUUGAUUGAAUCCUGUUGUCGCCUGGAGAAACGUUUUCGCACUAUAUUGACCACCACCAAUGAAUCAGAGACCAUUAAUGAUAUAGUUGAUUGUAAUGAGUUCAAUGUCUACUAUCAGGGUAAAUUUCGCAAAGUCAAUGAAUUCCAAGUAAUGGAUCAUAAACUGAAACGUAGCUAUCGUGCCAAAGUCUUUAUCUUUGAUAAAUGCAUUAUAUAUACGGAAAUCAAGGGCAAACAUUUGGUCUUUCAUGGUCGUUAUCCUUGUGAACAUAUUGGCAUAUCGGCGAAAACCAAAUCAUUUACCCUCUACUAUGAAAGGCGUAAGCAACAGGAAUGUGAAUUCACUGCCGAUCCAGCACAAAUUCUUCUCUGGUUGGAUUUUAUACGUGACAUGAUCAGCAGUUAUGCCAUUGAGGAGCGACAGAAGCUACAGGAGCGUUAUUCCCGUGAAAAUGAUCAUUUGCAUCGCAAAGCGCCAAGUUUCUCCCUCUAUCGUGAUUCGAAUCGUUUUAGCUCGGACAGUGGCAUUGGUAAUAUAUGGAUAAUGCCCAGACCCGAUGAGGAAACAGCCAGUAAUCGCACCACAUGGUAUGCAGCCACAUAGUUCUCAAUGGACGUGAAUGAAUGAAUCCAAAAAAGAAUCCCUUAAAUCAGAAUGAGAACUUUCAAUUCUUUUGGAGCUCGCUGUGUGAUAUUAGAGGCUUUGCAAUUGCCUAAUUGAGGGUGCUGCUCCAUGUGAACACAAACACAACACAACACAAAAACAGAGAAAGUUAACAGAGAAUUCAAGUUGAAUGCUAAAUCACCAAAUAUUUUGUUAACUAAGUUUAUUAGAUUCUAGUAUAUUCGUAUAAUCAUAAAUAAUAUAAAUUGUAUGUAUGAAUGUA